CAUGUCUCAGUAAGGCCUAGCUUAGGCUGGCCUAAUACUUUCCAGGUUACACAUUAUUUAGACUUCUACAUGUUACUAUUAUAUUAUUAUAAAGUAACAUUUUUGUGACUGACUAAAAGUUCCAGAACAUUAUAGUUUUGAGUGAGAACUUCCUUCAAAAUUUAAGUUUGUGCUGUGCAUCUUCGUGGGAACAGAGCACUAGUGAUAUCUGAGGCUACCCUACAUUGUAGUGCAUAUUGAGAUACAUCAGCAGUUCUCAGAAGUUUCCAAGCUUAAUUACAUUGGAGCCUCUUGAAAUUGUCCCAUGCUUUCAGAUUUAUCAUCUAACAAACAUUGACAACUAGACCAGGAGAAGAGAUAAGGCCAACAUAUCAAGCAUCUUUAUGGGCAAGUAAUUCCAGUAGUUCAUCAUACUCACCAGCUAUAGCUAAACUAGUGAUCGCCUGUGUCAAACAGAUAGCAUCAUUUUUAUGUUAUCCAGCUUAAGGGAAAGUGACAUGAGUCUAUGAGAAAUGCUGUAGCUGAUCUAGCCUAUCACUACAUUUGAAGAUGAGUACAUUUGAAGAGGGUACGGAGCCAGUAACAGUCGAAAUUGUGAGCUCUGUCUUACUUACUGAAGACACAGACAGGAACCUCAUUCUUUGCCUUCAGAAUGAAGCUGGUGAAAUGGAAAACCCUACUGAACCUCAGAAUAAGAGGCCUUGUUUGUCCACAGAGGAUGAUUCAACAACUCCUUACAUGCCAGCUGCUGCAUUCCCACUACCAGAAAUGGAGCAGAGCUUUGAUUUGGUCACAACUACAGCCACAGAGGUGGCAGGUGAAGAGAUUACUGAGGGAACUAUGAUGCAGUUCCAGAUUUUACAGGAUGACAAACCAGAUGAAGGAUUCCCCUUGGCUAGUGCACAAGAGUCAAUUGUUAGUCAAGCGUGGUUAAGAGGUAGAGAAGAUAAAGAUAAGCUAACCAGACAAGGAUAUAAAUGGAAGCAGGGGAUGUGGUCCAAGGAAGAAACAGAUAUUUUGAUGAACAACAUUGAACGUUAUAUGAAGGAACAUGAAAUAGAGAAUGCUGCAGAAAUCAUUUUUAAGAUGUCAAAAGGUAAAAGAAAAGAUUUCUACAAAACUAUAUCAUUGGGUCUGAAUCGGCCUUUGUUUUCAGUUUAUAGGAGAGUGGUCCGAAUGUAUGAUGACAGAAACCAUGUGGGAAAGUACACCCCUGCAGAAAUUCAAAAGCUCAAGGAGCUCUGGCAACGGCAUGGCAAUGACUGGAUAACAAUAGGUGCCGCCAUGGGAAGAAGUCCAUCUUCUGUCAAAGACCGGUGCCGACUGUUGAAGGAUACUUGUAACACGGGAAAAUGGACUGAAGAAGAAGAACGGAUUCUUGGAGAUGUGGUUCAUGAACUGACACACACUGAGGUGGAUGAGAAGGUCACACAUGGUGUGUGUUGGGCAACAGUGGCUCAGAGAGUAGGUACUCGCUCAGCAAAGCAGUGUCGUGCUAAAUGGCUCAACUACCUGAACUGGAAACAGACUGGAGGAAUUGAGUGGACCAGGAAAGAUGAAGUCACUCUCAUCCACAUGUUAGCAGAGCUUAAUGUAGCUGAUGAAAAUGAAAUUCACUGGGAUGACUUAGCUAAAGGAUGGAAAAGUGUUCGUUCACCACAAUGGCUGCGUAGUAAAUGGUGGACCAUCAAAAGGCAAAUUACAAACCAUAAGGACUUUGCAUUCCCAGUCCUAGUAAAAUGUCUUCAACAAAUAUAUGAGAGCCAAAGUUCCAGCCUCAGGUUUUGGGAGAAUAAAUCAGGAUCAGAAGUUGCAGAUAGCAACCCUGAUACCAGUGUUCAACAAGUUCCCUUUGGAGUCACGGGUGUAGAAGAUAAUAACAGUACAUCCAUGAGUUCAGGACCUGUGACAGGAUUGCAAAUUGCACUCCAGAUCAUCCCUGACUCAACAGAUGUGGCUAUUGUUAACUCUGAAACAACAACCCCGCCCAGUAGACCACAAUAGAUAUUUGAUAUUCUUCCUUCUUUCCAUUUAUAUUUUCUUCCCUCACCUUGGACCUAUUUCCUUCAAACAAGCUCAACUCAAGGCCCUUUUUAAACUCCAACCUGACGGCUGCUGUACCUUCUUCUCCUAACCUAUCACAUUUCAUCUUCUAUUCCCAGAACAUCUAUUGAACACUAAUCAAUGACAUGUGGCAUGUCAUACACCAAGAAUCAUCACUAUAAUGGCUGAAAAAAAUAGCAUUACUUUUUUCACAUCCCAAGCAGAAUUGGCAGUCAAUAGUGACAUCUAUUGUUCUAAUUUUCAUGGACUUGCAAAUGUAUUCAAAGCGGACAAUUUCCCUGACAGAAUUCUUCAGCUAAGAUAACUCUGCAACCAUCAUUUAGUGAUGCUCAUGUUUUUAACUCAGAGACCCAAGCAGCAUAGAGCUAGUGAACUGUGCUGAUUACAGCAGAAGAAUUCCAUGACACCAGCCAAAAGAAUAAGAAAUUUACUCUGAUUUAUCCAGUGCUUGAGUUACUGAGGAUUGAGUCACUCACCAUAGUAGAGAAAGAGCAAUACACAAAUGGUAACAAAACUACGCUUUGUGCCCCUUCACUACCUGACUCUAUCAAGGCAUGGGAUUUUACAGGUACUAAACCUGUCUUGCCUUUCACAGUACUAACAAGUCUUAUAAUCAAAAACAGCAAGGAUCGAAUACCAUUGAAUCCUCUUUGGGCAGCCCUGUUUCUACAGACUUCAAGGAUAUUGGACUUGCUAAAAUAUUACUAGCUUAUCCUUAGAAACAAGCAAAAAUGCCAAAGAAGUGUUAUUGUAUCUGUAGAGGAACAGGAGCGAUGCCCAAGGGACUUUACUUUCUAAUCUCCUUACUCACAUAGAUACAGUGGUUAGCUAUGAACUUUAAGACUAUGUCUUUUUUUUUUUUUUUACUGUUUUUAGUACAUCUGAGAUCCAGUUUUAUGACACCCUGUAAAUGAGUGAAUGAUGAGAAGUUUAAUUGCACAUAUCCCUAUUGAAUGUUACCAGGAGGGAAUGUUUUUCACCUCAGCUCCUGGAAAGUUUUCAAGUUAUUAAAGGUCAACUGUAGUAAUAUUCAUGUCUCUAGUUUAGUCAUAGUAUUUUAUCCAGCCUCCAUGAGGUUUGAUUACAUUUCAAACAAGUCCUAAUAAUAUAGUUCAGUGCUUAUUGGUUACAAAAACAGUGGCGGGAUUUUGGAGGUGACUUUGUGGCAAUAACUCUUAGCUCAUUGAAGGCAGCUUGAGCCAAUUUUGGCAGAAAAAAGUAGAAAGUGAGUAAUGAAAAUUGACAGUUUUGCUGUUCUUAAAGGGAAUAUGAAUUAGUAACCAAAUCCACUAGUAGCUAAGAUGUUUUCACCUCUCAUCUAAUGCCACUUUACUAUACCCAAUACACAAAAAUAUAAUUGAGGGUGUUUUAGUUUAGUUUGAGAGAGAGAGAGAGAGAGAGAGAGAGAGAGAGAGAGAGAGAGAGAGAGAGAGAAGAGGAGAGAGAGAGCUUGUAUUGUACCCUCAUCAGGCAAUGUGCUACAUGAAUGGCGAUUUUAAAGACAAAGUUUGCAUCUGU
This is a messenger RNA of Peromyscus maniculatus bairdii (prairie deer mouse), 3582 nucleotides long. The record is from RefSeq and is a predicted model, not a curated record. Lineage: Eukaryota; Metazoa; Chordata; Mammalia; Rodentia; Cricetidae.